AUGCACAAACAUUACUUUGAAGCAUUGGACAAGAGCAUGAGAUUUUUGUUAAGAUUUCAUAAUCCAGGAAGUGCAGGGAUGACUUUUGGGGGCAAAACCGUUGUUCUUGGUGGGGACUUUAGACAAAUACUUCCUGUAAUUCCAAAAGGGACAAGGCAACAUAUUUUCGGAGCAACAAUUAACUCAUCUUAUUUGUGGAAGAAUUGUAGAGUGAUGAAGUUAACAAAAAAUCUUCGAUUGCAAAACCUACAAGAAGAUUAUGAUUUACGUGAAAUAGAAAAUUUCUCCAAGUGGAUAGCAGAUAUUGGUGACGGUGUUUUAGGGGAAGCAAAUGACGUGGAUUGUGAUAUAACUAUACCUAGCCAGAAUCUUUUACAUUGUGGGGAUGAUCCGAUUGCAACAAUAGUGGAUAGUACAUUUCCUUUAUUUCGUAAUGGAAAUUACGAUCACACAAUUCUUCAGCACUGA
Molecule: messenger RNA, 468 nt
Organism: Ipomoea triloba (trilobed morning glory)
Lineage: Eukaryota; Viridiplantae; Streptophyta; Magnoliopsida; Solanales; Convolvulaceae
Exons: 1
Coding region: 1-468 (155 amino acids)
Biological process (GO): telomere maintenance; DNA repair
Molecular function (GO): DNA helicase activity
Source: RefSeq, a predicted model, not a curated record